CGGAACUUGUAAUAAUUAGCACAAAUUGCGUAUUAAUAUAUUUUGUAUAUAUACCAGAAUAUUUAUCUGUUUAUCACUGAAUUCCCACCCAGCAAACAUAAUGAAAGCCACACUUGCCGUUGUCGCCGUCUUGGGUCUUUUUGCCCUAAACUGUGUUAGUGCUGAUGGUUACGGCAAUGGAGGUGAAUACAUGAAAGGUGGCUGGUCCGGGUAUGGUAACCAAGGAUACGGAAUGGGAGGUUACCAAGGAUAUGGCAAAUCAGGUGGUUACCAUGGAUACUCCGGAUAUGGAAAGAAGGGAGGCUACGUUGACGAAAUCACACACUACCAACCGCUCCCAGUUUAUGGAGGCGCUAUGGCUGGUCCAUAUGCUGGUGGAUAUGGUGGAGAUUUGGCCGGUGGUAUUGGCGGAGGGAUGGACGGUGGUCUGUUCGGACAAGGUGGAGGCCUUCUGAUGUUUUUCGUCUUGCUUCUUCUUUUGAGCAACAACAAUGGCAAUGGUUUAUUCGGUCGUUGAUUUUGCAUAAUUGUAGUGUAAGAUGAGAUGUCAGUAAUGAUAGAAACUAGAAGAAUUAAGAAACCUGUGAUUUCUUGAAAAGCACAAAAAGAUCGUGUGAACUGUAGUGCAUUAAAAAGGAGAAACAGAUGUGUAUUGUUACAUUUCUGAUAAAAAUUGUAAUAUUCUAUGCAUUGUAAUUGUAAAACAAAUGUGAUAAACGAAAAAUAAAACUUUAAAAUAUUAA
Molecule: messenger RNA, 743 nt
Organism: Mytilus trossulus (common blue mussel)
Lineage: Eukaryota; Metazoa; Mollusca; Bivalvia; Mytilida; Mytilidae
Product: heterogeneous nuclear ribonucleoprotein A3 homolog 1-like
Exons: 4
Coding region: 101-517 (138 amino acids)
Source: RefSeq, a predicted model, not a curated record